Messenger RNA from Orbicella faveolata, 2312 nucleotides. RefSeq names its product ephrin type-A receptor 4-like. Gene Ontology annotation, molecular function: transmembrane receptor protein tyrosine kinase activity; ATP binding; protein binding. Lineage: Eukaryota; Metazoa; Cnidaria; Anthozoa; Scleractinia; Merulinidae. Gene Ontology annotation, biological process: cell surface receptor protein tyrosine kinase signaling pathway; positive regulation of kinase activity; multicellular organism development. The record is from RefSeq and is a predicted model, not a curated record. Gene Ontology annotation, cellular component: plasma membrane; signaling receptor complex.
AUUCACAUAACAUAGUUGUUUCCAUUCAGGAGUAAAAUAAACUUUAGCAUUAUCUAGUAUGUUUAGAGGUGAAGCUUUCAUUAAAAAAAUUGGGAAAUGGUACAUUAUUAGAAAUUGGUGCAAGUAAAUGGUACACAAGCUUAAAUCACUGCAUAAGUACAGAGUCAGAAACUGAAAAACAUUAUGCCAUCUUGGAACUUUACAGACGUCACAAUUGCAAAGACCAGAAUUUGCAUUUCUUGGUUUUAAUUCCGCGGCUGAAAGUCUCGAAUUGAUUUUGGAAGAAUUGUAUAAAGCCUUUCUGGCCGCGUGGGACUCCAGAGGCAUUUCAUAAUUCUGGAUUCAUGCCUCGCUGUGGAUUUCCGUUCGAUUCCUUUGUGUUACCCGCGUGUGUUGUGUUUCCUCCGUCUUCUUCCCUCUCUUGUGGCUAACUGGGUUGCGAGACCUCUGACACAAGUCCUUCAACCCUGAAAGUUGCUGACAAUUUCAACAAAUUUUCCUAGGUAGACCGUCACUUUCACAAACACUAGGACCUGUUACCUUCACGAUAAUACUCAAAAGGUUGUCGCUCGCAGAUUUAGCUCCAAACAAAUCAAUCAGAUUGCUGACGAAGCUGAAAUGAGAGCACCUACGAACGUGUUGUUGUUGAUUUAGAGAUCGAGGCAAAGACUUUCCCAGUGUUUUAUACGCUAUGUUCGCGCUCGAAGCGAUCGUACCCAGAGUUAGCACAUCCAUCGCCCCCGGCUUAGAAUUGGAAACCUGUGAAAAAAAUUAUUGUUUAUCAACUUCCGGUGCAACUGCACACGCUCUGCUUUUGGUCAAUGAAAUGUCGAGCUCAAACCCUGUAUUCAAGAGGUCUUCGUUUUACCGUUCCGCUGGACAAGGGUAACGAAGGCUCUGGGAACGAAAUUGGAAAGAACUCAUAAGAAACACAUAGAGAGAGGGAUCGGAAGUGCAUAACACAACAAUAUUUAUAUGCUGGGAAAGACGGGCUUUUACCGCAUCGCUUCUUCGUUAUGAAGCUUUUCCUAUGGUUAAUCACUGCUUUGUACGAAGUCUUUGGAGACACAGAAAUUCUUGUCAAUGAGCCUCGAUCCGGUUCUGUACUAUGGAACUGGGAAAUCAAAAUAGACUCACAAGGUGCAGGGUGGAUCCACCCUUCAACUGUAAACCAGAGGUACAAAGUUUGCGAUGUUAGUGAACAGAUCACAAGGGAACCAAAGAACUGGUUACGAACGGACUUCAUUGAUGUUAGGAAUGCUAAACGGCUGGAUAUUGAAAUACAUUACAUCCUCCUAAACUGCCCUAAAAUAGAUACUAGUCAGUUCUGCAAAACAUACUUAACUCUUUUUUCCCAUCAUACAAAUACCAAGGAACCUCUUCCUGACCCCACUAAAGUGAUGUUUCAGAAAGAAGCAGUCAUAACGCCGGAAAGUUUGCCUCCUCAGGGAAAAAUUAAAACAGACGUAUUUUAUGGUUCUGUGGUUACCAGAGCUCGGGGUAUAUAUCUGGCAUUCUUAGACCAAGGAGCCUGCAUAACAUUGACGAAAGUUGUCAUUAGCUACAGAUACUGCCCCGAGAUAGGCAGUACCUUAAUGACAUUCCCAAGGACAGUUGCCCCAGCAAAUGACUCCAAUCUAACGGAACAAGAAGGAAAAUGUGCUGAUGUUAACUCGGUUAAUAAAAUCAAGUUAUCAGGUUUGUGUCUCAGUAAUGGAGAAUGGAACAUCGAAGAUGACUUGGCCUGCCUUUGUAUAGCUGGUUACGAGCUUGUCAACAGAACUAUCGCUUCGCUGGAAUGUAAAGAAUGUCCAAGAGGUUCACAUAAGAGUACCAUCAGCAAUUCAAAAUGUCUUCAAUGUCCUUCAAACUCAAUUUCAAACGCAGAGAGAACAGCAUGUACCUGCGAUGACGGAUUCUACAAUUUUAAAACAAUUCUGGAAGCUGGCUGUAAAGCUCUACCACUCGCUCCCCUCAUGACACAUAUAACUGUUGUAAAAGCAACAGUUGUUGUCAUCAGCUGGCAACGGUCGCCAGACGAUAAUGGAAAUAUUACAUAUGCUGUGUACUGCUUCAGAUGUAAUUCUGGGGAAUACAAGUGUAAGGAGUCGUGUGACGGACAAGUGAGAUAUUUACCAGGAAAGGAGAACAUAACUGGUGUCUCGGUAACAGUGCAUGGUUUAUCAUCGUCCAGCUUCUUUUUGUUCAGAGUUUAUUCUGUGAGUGAGUUGAAUCAGCAAGAGAAAGACAAGGAUAAAUGGAACUAUGCUGAAGUUUUUGUGGAAACAAAAGGUAAAGUGAAGUGUGAAUGA